Knipowitschia caucasica is the source of this 285-nucleotide messenger RNA. Lineage: Eukaryota; Metazoa; Chordata; Actinopteri; Gobiiformes; Gobiidae. The record is from the annotation of a GenBank genome assembly.
AUGCGGCCCUCUGCCAUUGGCCGACACGCCGCCUCUCCUCCUCUCUUCUCGGAACGCGCCUGUCGGGCCCUAAUCGUGCCCACUGAGAUGCGCAUGCCUUUGCACAUGGAAGCACACAUUAAAAACCCCAGGCCUAAUUCCCUGGAGCUGCGCCCGGUUCCGUCCUGCCAAUUACCAGAGGGCAGACCCCCCGUGCGGGCUGGCCAGCAGGGGGCAGGACGGCUUAUUGACGGAGGAGGAGCCGGAGUCAAAGUCAAUGAGAGGAACAAGGAGCUAUACUGGUGA